This is a messenger RNA of Cylicostephanus goldi, 423 nucleotides long. Lineage: Eukaryota; Metazoa; Nematoda; Chromadorea; Rhabditida; Strongylidae. The record is from the annotation of a GenBank genome assembly.
AUGCAAUCUCUUGUUCUAAUAUUCCUCAGUCUUGCUGGGUCGUCACAAGCCCUUUUGGGAAUUGGUUCUACACAAUCUGUAGCAGUUACUGGACGUUUAAUCUGUAAUGGGCGACCGGCUUCUGAUGUCAAAGUGAAACUAUACGAAAAGGAAUUGACUUUUGAUGUAAAAAUGGACGAAGGAAGAACUAAUGGAAAUGGAGAAUUUCGUCUAGCCGGCUCGAAAACAGAAAUAACAACCAUUGAUCCAAAAGUAAACAUCUACCACAAGUGCAAUUACAACGGGAUCUGCUACAAGAAAAUUGGCAUUACCAUCCCAGACAACUACGUUACCAACGGACCCACACCUCAAAAAACCUUCGAUAUCGGCACGAUUAAUCUCGCUAAUAAGUUCACCGGUGAAACUAUCGAUUGUAUAAAUUGA